GUUUGAAUGAAUCCGUCCACCCCCAGUAUGCGGAACUCUCCAUACGGAUGAGGAUGAAGAGGAGGAUGUUUUGAAGGCAGGUUGGAGCUGACCAAGGAGAGGCGGACACGCACUUUGCAUCAUUUUUAACGAUGGCGAAAAGGCGGAAUUUACGGUCCACGCCUGUUACUUAUGUUUUUAACUUCCACACGACGCUGUGAGAGGAAGAAGCCGACUCCUCCGCUCGCUCUUUGGCCGAGAAGGACAUCUACCCAGGCCGUCACCGCCACCAGCAGCAGCUGGCGUCUCAGCGACGGUAGCAGCUAGCCGGCUAAUGUCAGCAAGUCGGACCAAGUCAUUCUGGAAUCCUAAUAAUGGUUCUAAAAACACAGUAUUUUGCAACGCUAAUGAAGUUUCCUGCCUGUGAUUGAAAUCCACCACUGUAUAAUGUCCCGGAUGUCGUGAAAUUGAAGACGUGUUUGAUCCAACAUGGAGAAAAAGAAGAUGUGCCCACGACUCCUGGACUACUUGGUGGUGGUUGGUGCAAGGCAACCCAGUAGUGAUAGCGUGGCCCAGACACCUCAGCUCCUCCGCCGAUACCCACUGGAGGACCACCAGGACUUUCCACUCCCACCAGAUGUGGUGUUCUUUUGCCAACCAGAAGGCUGCCUGAGCAUACGCCAGCGUAGGGUUAGCCUUCGUGACGACUCCUCAUUUGUUUUCACACUGACUGACAAAGACUCAGGAAUUACUCGCUAUGGAAUCUGUGUCAACUUCUACCGAUCAUUUCAGCGUGGGCAUCACCGUUCCCGUGCAGACAAGAGUGGUCAUGCAGAGACGGCAACACAAGGGGGGGACGUUUCAAGUGAGGGGACUGAAGGUAGCGGUGGGGACCAGUCUUGUGUUAUAUCACCGCCCAGCAAAGCUGAGUCAGCUCCUCAGCCUGCUUCCGGAGAUGAAAUUGAACAACAAAGCACUGAGCAAAAUACUGGGAAAGCUGCACAGCUCAGACGAAAUGCAGCUAAAAUGGCUGCCAGGAAUCGCAACAGUACGCUGACCUCACUAUGCAUACUCAGUCACUACCCCUUCUUCUCCACCUUCAGGGAAUGUCUGUAUAUUCUCAAACGGAUGGUGGACUGCUGCAGUCAGAAGUUAACACAGCGUGCUGGACUUCCUCGCACUUUCCAAAGGGACACCAUGUGGCGAGUGUUCACUGGGGCCCUCUCAGUGGAAGAGAAGAGUAGCCAGCUGCUGGCUGACCUGCGGGAUAUUGAAUCCUGGAUAUACCGGUUGCAACGUUCACCCGUGCCAGUGGCAGGUCAGAGGCGUGUGGAUGUGGAAGUUCUGCCCCACGACAUCAAACGACCUCUCACCUUUGCCCUGCCUGACAACUCCCGCUUCUCAAUGGUUGAUUUUCCAUUGCACCUGCCUUUGGAGUUGCUGGGCGUGGAUGCGUGUCUUCAGGUUCUUGCCUGCGUCCUGCUCGAGCACAAGGUUAUCCUUCAAUCUCGGGAUUACAAUGCUUUAUCCAUGAGUGUAAUGGCAUUUGUGGCCAUGAUCUACCCUCUGGAGUACAUGUUCCCUGUCAUCCCCCUAUUGCCAACAUGCAUGACCUCAGCUGAACAGCUCCUUCUUGCCCCUACACCCUAUAUAAUUGGUGUACCAGCCAGUUUCUUUCUUUACAAAUCGGACUUCAAAAUUCCAGAUGAUGUGUGGCUUGUGGAUCUGGACAGCAGCAAGGUUAUAGCACCUACAAAUGCAGAGAUUCUGCCACCUCUUCCAGAGCCAGAAGCUGGCGAGCUUAAGAAGCAUCUGAAGCAGGCUUUGGCGAGCAUGAGUUUGAACACCCAGCCCAUUUUAAACCUGGAGAAGUUCCAGGAAGGGCAGGAAAUGCCUCUGCUUCCUCCUGGACGUGAUAAAGCUUCGCCAUCAUCCACAGAGUUCAACCCCCUCAUUUAUGGCAAUGAUGUUGAUUCUGUGGAUGUAGCCACAAGGGUGGCGAUGGUCCGGUUCUUCAAUUCCCAAAAUGUUCUCCAUGGUUUUCAAAUGCACACCAGGACUUUGCGCCUCUUUCCACGCCCUGUGGUGGCUUUUCAGUCAUCAUCUUUUCUUGCAUCUCGACCGAGGCGCUCCGCUUUUGCAGAUAAGCUUUCCCACACACAAGCUGUGGAGUUCUAUGGAGAGUGGGCUCUUAAUCCGACGAACCUUGCGUUUCAGAGGAUACAUAACAAUGUGUUUGACCCAUCUUUAAUUGGUGACAAACCCAAGUGGUAUGCUCACCAGCUUCAGCCAGUCGUUUACAGAGUGUUUGAUGGGAGCUCCCAGCUGGUUGAGGCCAUGGCAAGUCCAUUUGAGGAUGAGAGCAAUGACUCUGACCCUACAGACAGUGGUAGUGACAGCGAGGCAUAUGAUGACUCAAGCUCAUCCUAUUCCUCACUUGGAGACCUUGUAAGUGAGAUGAUUCAAGGAGAUAUUCAGGGUAACACACCAAGCCUUGAACCACAUACACAUGCUGCUCUGGGAGAUGCAAGUGAGGUGGAGUUUCAAGAUUUCCAGGACUUCAGAGAAGGACACGGCCCGGGGAGUUCAUCUAGCGGGGAAGGUCCUGCAGAGCAAUCAGAUGGACAACCCCAUCGCUCAAGCUCCAGCACAACUGCAAGCUCCAGCCCUAGCACAAUCAUCCAGGGAGUCAACCAUGACCACGGGGAAGCGCCUGAUAGCGAGGCAUCAGCCGUUUCCGCCCCACCGCAGCCUGUCCCAGCAGUUGGCGGCCAGCCACUUCUCAGAUCGACAGCUGACGCUUGCUUGGCGGAUCCGGCAAUAAGAAAAAGAGAGUAUGACAACCCCUAUUUUGAGCCUCAGUAUGGCUUCCCCUCUGAAGAUGAUCCUGAUGCAGAAGAACAAGUGGAGUCAUACACCCCUCGAUUCAACCAGAACCUCAAUGGCAACAAGGCUCAGCGUCCUUCACGUCCCAGUAGUCUGAGGCUCCCUGGGGAGUCUGAUGGAGAAGGGGAUUCCCAUAACAGCUCACCAAACUCAACCAUUUCCAACAGCAGCAAUGAUGGAUUUGGAGGACUCAUGUCCUUUGCUAGUAAUCUUUACAAAAAUCAUGGCACCAGCUUUAGUCUGUCCCAUCUUGCUCUACCCAACAAAGCUGCGAGAGAAAAGUCAACACCUUUCCCCAGCCUCAAAGACUAUUUAAGUUUUGAUAUUGAGGAGGAGACGGACCAAGCAGAUGCGCCUGACAGCCCGGGUGCACGUGCACCCCGAGCACUUGUGGAUCAGAAGUCGUCUGUCAUCAAGCACAGCCCAACAGUGAAGAGAGAGUCGCCAUCUCCUCAGGGUGGCAACAACACAAGUGAAAACCAGCAGUUCUUAAAGGAGGUUGUACAGAGUGUUCUGGAUGGACAAGGAGUUGGUUGGCUCAACAUGAAAAAAGUGCGCCGCCUGCUGGAGAAUGAGCAGCUUCGCGUCUUUGUUCUGAGUAAACUGAAUAGAGCCACCCAGUCAGAGGAAGAUUCCAGACAGGAGAUCAUACGUGAUGUGGAGGUGAGCAGGAAGGUGUACAAGGGCAUGCUGGACAUCUUGAAGUGUACUGUGUCCAGUUUGGAGCAUUCCUACACAAAUGCGGGCCUGGGAGGAAUGGCGAGUGUCUUCAGCGUAUUGGAGAUAGCGCGCACACAUUAUCAGACCAAAGACCCUGAAAAGCGCAAACGAAGCCCCACAGACAGUGCUGGCAGCCCAGGGAGUAAAGAGAGUCCCUCUGGUCGUAUGGAGGCUACCAAACCUCAAGGUCUUCUGAACAUUCCACAUCUGCAGCUGCCGCAUCACACAACGGGCAGAGGAGCGCGCCAUUUUGACACCAGGAGUCUGAAUGAAGAAAACUUUAUUGCCUCGAUUGAAUUGUGGAGCAAGCACCAGGAUAAGCAAAAAUCUAUGGAAAAACCACAGAGAGUUGAAGGAGCAAAGCAGCAGCGCCCUCCGGUGACCGAUACUGAGGAGAAGAAAUCACAGAUCAGCGCUGAUAGUGGACUCAGUGUUACAUCUGCAUCUCAGAAGAGUGACUCAGAGUCUGUAACAAGUUCAGAACCUCCCAUCUUAACGAGAAGUACCAGUCAAGACUCUGAGGCGAGCACAGUGAUAAGCAAUAGCUCUGGGGAGACUCUUGGUGCUGACAGUGACUUGAGCAGCACAGCGGGAGAUGGCCUGGGUGGGAGAAGUGCUCUACAUUUAGCCCAGUCCAGAGGGACCCUCUCUGACAGCGAGAUCGAAACCAACCCUGCCACCAGCUCAGUCUUUGGAAAAACACACACGCUAAAACCAGGGGCAAAAGAACAUGCAUCAGCAAUGGCAAAGGGGAUUCCCGUUCAGCCUAUGGAGGAUAUCAGUAUGAGGAUCUACCUUUGUGAAGGCCUGCUUGGCCGUGAUAAGAACUCCGUUUGGGAUCAACUAGAGGAUGCUGCCAUGGAAACCUUUUCCCUAAGUAAAGAGCGCUCCACGCUUUGGGACCAGGUGCAGUUUUGGGAGGAUGCCUUCUUAGAUGCUGUCAUGUUAGAGCGUGAGGGGAUGGGAUUGGACCAAGGACCUCAAGAAAUGAUUGAAAGAUACCUGUCCUUGGGAGAACAUGACCGCAAGCGUCUGGAGGACGAUGAGGACAAACUGCUGGCAACCUUGCUGCACAACAUGAUCGCAUACAUGCUAAUGAUGAAAGUGAACAAAAAUGACAUCAGGAAGAAAGUGAGGCGUUUGAUGGGCAAGUCCCACAUUGGCCUUACUUACAGCCAAGAGAUCAAUGAGCUGCUGGACAAAUUGGCCCAAAUGAACGGCCGUGAGCUGUCUAUCAGGGCCUGUGGGAGCCGUCAUAUCAAGAAGCAAACCUUUGUUGUACAUGCUGGUACUGAUACAACUGGGGAUAUUUUUUUCAUGGAGGUAUGUGAUGACUGCAUCGUCCUGCGUAGCAACAUUGGCACAGUGUAUGAACGCUGGUGGUACGAAAAGCUCAUCAACAUGACUUACUGCCCCAAGACCAAGGUUUUAUGUCUCUGGAGACGCAACGGCCAAGAGACACAACUCAAUAAGUUCUAUACCAAAAAGUGUCGAGAACUCUACUACUGUGUUAAAGACAGUAUGGAAAGAGCUGCAGCCAGACAGCAAAGCUCAAAACCAGGUCCAGAGCUGGGGGGAGAGUUCCCUGUCCAGGACAUGAAAACCGGUGAGGGAGGAUUGCUGCAAGUCACUCUAGAGGGAAUCAACCUGAAAUUCAUGCACAGUCAGGUUUUCAUAGAGCUGAGUCACAUAAAAAAGUGCAAUACAGUGAAGGGAGUCUUUGUCCUGGAGGAAUUUGUUCCUGAAACUAAAGAAGUGGUGAUCCACAAGUACAAGACCCCCAUGGCACAUCAGAUCUGCUACUCAGUCCUCUGCCUUUUCUCCUACGUGGCAGCUGUGAAGGGGAAGGAAGCGGACGGAAAAGCCAAGAUUCUAUCGCCAAGGCCCCUCCCUAGCUAGUGUACCCCCCCCCCGCCCCCCUUUCUCUCCAUGUGCCUCUACUAGAGGUGGCGUCACAGUUCAAACACCGGACCAUCCGACCCCUCAGCGACAUGGAAGCACACGCGGCGUGUAAAUAAGCGGCCUCCGUGUCGGUGUUUGACUGUAGCGUGUGAUGUCGUGUAAAUACUUGAUGCUGUUCUUCACUGUCGUUUAGCACAACACCCCCACCCCACCCCCACCCGCACCCCCCCCCCCCCCCCCCCCCAACCUCAGAUCCCAGGAAAUGUCAUCAUGUUGUUUCCUCCUCCAUUUGUGUCUUCUUGUAUUGUCUGGAAAAUGUUCUUUAAUAAUAAGAGAUGGAACCGAGUGCAUGCAGGUCCCAUGCACCCCCCCCCCCCCAUCCCCCCAUGAUGAUGUGCUUAGUUACUGUGACGUCGCUCUCUCUCCAAACCGCCUACACCUCCAGACUUGUCUUGUCGUGCUUAAACCGGAAUUACGAACCUCGUCUGUGCUCUGCUGUUAAUCAUGUUUAGCAUGAUUCCUAAAUAAAUAUUAAUAUAUAUAUAUAUAUAUAUAUAUAUAUAUAGUUGCUGUAUAGUUGGUAAAAAAGUAAUAACUAUUGAAUUGCUUGGUGUGCAAUACUGAGUAGUUCCAGCCAGCUUCCUGUCACAGCUUUCACAGGGUUUCUUUAUAUCGGGACAUAAAUGAGACGUGAUAUCCUAAAAGUGUGAAUAAAGUACAGAAAAGUGAUGAGGACAUACUAGCACUUGAGUAGUACUAUUAGUACUACUAGUACCACUCAUUCAUUCAUUCAAUACUUUGCAGUCACUCAGACUGAUGAACCUGUCACAUUUUCUUCACAUGUCCUCAUGAUGGUUACAGCUGCGACAAGCUUGUACUUUUAAUCAUGUGACUAAUACGAAUAAGUAAGAAAUUGAAAUUUGGGGCAAAAACGCCACCUCCUAAAUGUGACGAGAACACCUGAAUCGUCUCCACUCAAUUGAAAUUGAAUGCGACAAAGCUUGUUGUGCUUGAAGUGGUCGUCUGUGGUCGUGUCGACUGGCUGCUGUGGUGUGAGAACGUAUGAAAGACCAGGUGGAAAUAUUCAUAGACUGUACAGCUUUAGCGAGAUGUAGAAUAAACUUGUCCAAACUGGAGUAGUGUGUCCUUCUCUGGUUGAAAGAUGACCAACUUUGGUUUAUUUUAGGUACAGUACAGUACAGUACAGUAUAGUACAGUGACAGUACUCUUUACAAAACGUCACUGAUUGACAAGAAGCAGCAGAAUCAAUGAAGACCAGGAGAAGAAAAAGGCACAAGAAGACUAACUUGCAAACAAUUAUUCAACAGUCUGUACAAAUAAAUAAGUCAACAGAAAGGAAAUGAAGUAUACUAACAGGAAAUAGUUACGGUGUCAGAAAUCAUUGGAUUUGAUUACUGGCCGUUGUAAAAACCCCACAGGACAAACAAUACUGUGCAAAAGUCUUAAGCCACUGAUAGAUACUUUGAAGUUUGUGUUAAAAGAGCGUAAAUGAGCGUAUGGGGCGUGGUCACAUGGGCACAGGUGGGUGUACCUGCUUACACACCCAGAGGCCAUGAAUGGCGGGCACUUGCUUGUGCUGAGGGUAGGAGAGAGGAAAGAGUGGAAGCAGUCAUUUUUGUUGACCGUUUGGGCGCACAUUGGUAUUGGUACAUAUAUUGGUACAUAUUUAUUAUAUAUAUAUAUAUAUAUUUGUAGUUAAUUCAUGUUCCUGACUCAGGUGUAAUUAACAAAACUCAGAAAAAUGCAACUGUCCAUCUGUUUGAUGGUCAGUAGGCUACUCCUUGGCUUAUUCACGGCAACAUAGUCAAAAUGUGCAACUCAUGAACAAACCAUCGGACCCACUGACUCUCAUUCCAUGAACUUGUUCACUGACUCAAUCCUCCAGCUAAAUGAAAAACAACAUCAAUUAGCAUCAAUUGGCACUGCCUGCCUCAAACCAUCUCUCAUUUCCUGUUUCCUGCCUAUGGCGAGUCAAAGGUACUCCGGAAAUCAGUAAAUUGACUCACCGGUGGGCGAAUACUCGUGUUUCACUGAAAUGUGAUUCAUGAAUGAAUCAUCAACUGAACAACAAUGCGAGUUAUAUAUUUUGUACAGUUAUAUUUAAAAUUGUAUUCCUGCUAUUUGCAUAAGAAGCCAAAAGGCUGCGAGAGAGAUUUGGGAUCAGGUCGCUAAAAUAAAACCUGAACAGCAGAUGGACUGUCAAUACAGGGGAUGUUGGUCUUUGAACACAACACUUUGACCUCCAUUACCUUUGGCUGGUAUGAUUAAACGUGGUUUCAGUUUCUGGACAUCCACUUGGUGAUGAAUGUAUCGAGUAAGACGUUUUUUUUUUCAGUGAGUGACUCACGAGUAAUGGAGUCAGUAAAAGGAAUCACUUUAACCACUGCGGUGACUCACGCAGUCGUCACAAAUUCCCGUAUUCGUCCGUGUAUCCAGAUGCUCACCAAAUGGAAUGGGUUAUUCCAUUGACCCAAAUGGGUUAUUCUUUUGUCAAAAUUUGAUGCAUAUCACUUUUUGAUUUUUUUUUUUAUGUACAGCAGAUAUUUACUUUUUGCCAGGGUUACAUUCCGGGAUUCCAGUGGGAACAACUACCGUUUUUAAGGAUUUCAAUCCCGAAUCCUCAACAUCCACGGUACUCCUACUCCUCCUGUCUGUCCGAUUAUUUGCUUUUCA
This is a messenger RNA of Doryrhamphus excisus (bluestripe pipefish), 8181 nucleotides long. RefSeq names its product MAP-kinase activating death domain (gene madd). The record is from RefSeq and is a predicted model, not a curated record. NCBI's taxonomy places the organism in Eukaryota, Metazoa, Chordata, Actinopteri, Syngnathiformes, Syngnathidae. Gene Ontology annotation, cellular component: cytosol. Gene Ontology annotation, molecular function: guanyl-nucleotide exchange factor activity. Gene Ontology annotation, biological process: regulation of Rab protein signal transduction; regulation of apoptotic process.